AAAAUAACAGGGCUUGAUUUGCGAUUAAAAAAUACCUCUCAAAGAUCAUCUUGUUCAGUAAAUGUGAAAAUAAAUUGAAAAUACGUAAACCUUAAAAAAUUAAAAAUGUCAUGUCUGUGAAGAAAAUUGUAACGAUUGCAUUAAUUAGGACAUAUCGGCAAGAGCAAUCGGUUUCUAAAAAUGAGAAUAGUCAAACACGUUCCAGACAAAAUCAACUGACAUUAUUCUCAUCGAAACAUAUCUUUUAUUCGAUUCUUCUCAUCUCAUCAUACGUGGGAGGAAUCAAAUUUUUUAACUAAAUACGUAUUCAACUCUUCAAUGAAACAAUAAUCAUUUUUGAAAACUUACUGCGGUGACACUCGACUAAUGGGUGACAUACACGCCGUUCCUAUGCAGCUGAUGGGGAAUCAGUGACUUGGAACGCCUUGUCACCCUUCCAAAAAUGAAUGAAGUAAAAUAAAUACAAAAUAAUUUUUUUCUGAGCUGAAGACGAAGUUUCAAGCUACCAAUAAAAUCUUGCUUGAUACUAAGUCUCGGAAAAUUUAACGACUCGAGAGAGAGAGUAAGUUUGAGAAUUUUGUUUUUAUCAAGUUUCCACUUAAAAAAAGGAAGAGAGAAAAAAACUCAAGAUGCAGCCACAAAAAACGAUAGCUCGAAUUGUCGGUGGGAAAGUGACGGUGCCUCAUCCCUUGCCUCCAAAAAUGUUGUACCUAGUGUGGUAUGUGUCAACAUUAGGACUUAGCGAUAGAUUUCUCCUCUCUGAUAACAGGCCCAGAGAAGAACUUAUUUCAAGACCUCCUCCACGCCGACCCAACAGUUCUCUCUUCCCUGGAAGAAGUGAGGGAAAAUCACUAUGGGAACAUCCUUUCAUCAAUACAAAUCCUAUCUCUUUUACAAAAUACAACACAGAGCUGGAGAUAAGCCGGUACUUGGAUCAGCUGGCGAGGUCUCAUCCGGAGGUGGUGACGGUGUUCCCUCUGGGGCGAAGCGUGGAAGGUCGCGUGAUCAAGGGGGUGAGGGUGUCCUCCGGGGGUGGCGGCCUGAAGCCAGCCAUCCUCCUCGAGGGCGGGAUCCACGCCCGGGAGUGGAUCUCCCCGGCGGUCGUCCUCUACGUCCUCGACCAACUCGUCACCAACCGCCCCCGCAACGGUCAACUCAUCAACGCCACCGAUUGGUACUUCGUGCCCCUCCUCAACCCGGACGGAUACGUUUACUCCAUGAGCAGAGAUAGGAUGUGGAGAAAAAAUCGGGCCAAGACUUGGAGACAUCAAAACACUGUAUGUUCAGGAGUGGAUCUGAAUAGGAAUUUUGGAUUAGACCAUGCGCAGUUUGCUGCGCUGAAUUACGAUCCCUGCUCAGGGAUCUAUCGAGGCCCUGCUCCUUUCUCCGAGCCAGAAUCUAGAGCUUUGCGAGACUUCAUCAUGGCCAACAGGAUGCAAAUCAAGAUAUAUUUAUCAUUCCAUAGCUUCGGGAAUUACAUUCUAUAUCCCUGGGGUCACCAAGGUGCCAAACCCUUUGACUGGCAAUCUUUGGAGCGUUUGGCUAUGAAAGCGAGUGAGGCAAUCAGCCGGAAUUCAGGUGCUAAAUACCGUGUUGGCUCAUCGUCUGCUAUGCUUGGAGCUGCUGCUGGUGGUAGCACUGACUGGGUUAAAGGCUAUGCAGGAAUCCAGUACGCCUACACGAUUGAGCUGCCAGGAGGUGGAAAGUGGGGCUUUGACCUACCAGAAAAAGACAUCAUGAGUGUUUCCUCUGACGUGUUCGAAGCUGUCAAGGUUUUCGCAAGUUUUACAGUGCCAGAGUCAAGCUUAAGUAGAAGCUUGAAAAAUGCAACUCAACUGUUCUCAAGGAGAAUCCAAACACAGAAGUUACCUAUUGGUAGUAUCAGACUGUCGCCCAAGAUGGACAAUCCAAAAAAAGUAAUUUGGAGGUUGGGCUAAAAAUCGGAAAUUUUACCCAGAGGAAGCAGGGGGAAAUGAGAAUAAGUUUUUUUGAUGAACAUGAAAUAAAAGUUCUCCCACAUCACCAGCAACAAAAAACAAAGAAGUGACGACUAAUGAUGCGAAAACAUCUUCAAUGAUUCUUCUAAUCGUAAUAGUGAGAGCAUGUACCUGAUUGUAAAUGGCUGCUUUCAUAAUUUUUGAAAAAAGUAAUGACAAGAAUAAAAAUAAUCAUUUAACGCAAAUUGAAAAAGUUUUACUUGUUAUAUGAUAAAUUUGACAAGUUGAAAUUAACCAAAGAGAGAAAACAGAAAAAAUGAAUUAAUUGAAAAAAAAAAGAGAACAAAUUAAGAGAGAAUCAAAUGAAACUGACAAUGUAAUGCAGUGAAGCAAGUAUACAGCAAGAGUGAUCGGUAAACAAUAGCCGAGCAUGAUUCUGCAAGCAAAUAGGUGGGUCCAAAAUAAGAUUAAAAAAAGAAGGCAUUGUUCUGUAAUCAUUUACAAAUGACAUUCACAUAUGCACACAUUUAUUUAUGUACAUUGGAAUCAAUUAUAACACUUUAUUGAUUGAUGUUUCGAUUCAACAGAUAGUUGAGUUUCUUUUUUUCAGACACUUAAGUACAUUCAAUAAUAGAUCUGGCAGCUGAUAAUGAGCGAGCUACUUAGUGGUCAAUUGACAAUCAUGUUCAUAGAUGACUUUGAACAAAAACAAUUCAUGAACAAAUAAUUGCAAAAGGUAAUUCACUUUUACAAAAUAGGCAAAAAUGAAAAGCGAUUUUUUCCUUUCAACUUUGGUAAAAUUGCAAGGUAUGAAUCUUGAUCAAAUGUCUUUGGCCUAUGAUACAAGCAGACUACUGCAAUAAACCUAUUGGUAGUCUACAAGAAACAAAACGAAAACUUGCAUAAGGAUGAGAAAAAUGUCAAGAUUUUUAAUACCCACCCUUAUUCAAAUAGAGGAAAAACCAAGCAAAAUAUAUUCAACAUGGAACAGAAAAAGUAUUGAGUAUUUUUUCUCCUUUUGUUUUUAAAUAAGGCAAAUCUUAGAUCCAAACACCAAAACCCAUAAUGCUAAUCUGGAGGGAAGACAAAUUAGCCUAUGGCGUUAUUGGACGGAUUACAAAGAGAUUAAGCAUAUGCACUUCGACACUUUGUGGAAUACCGAACUCGCUAGCUAACAAAAACAGUCUGAUUAAGAGAUGAUCUAGAUUCAUUCCUUCAACUUACAAAAGAAAAAAUCGCUGUGUAAAAUGAAAAAAUCUGGUCUACUUGUGCCAGUCAUUGAAUUUAAAUUUACAUAAAAAUUAUGGAUGAUAGUAAUCUUUGUAUGCACGUUACUGUUAAGAUUUCAAAAUUCCGUGGAUAAUCAAUAAGCGAGCUGCUAAAACUAAAAUAAAUAAAGAAUUUAAAAAUGAACGAAAAA
This is a messenger RNA of Bemisia tabaci, 3357 nucleotides long. RefSeq names its product carboxypeptidase B. NCBI's taxonomy places the organism in Eukaryota, Metazoa, Arthropoda, Insecta, Hemiptera, Aleyrodidae. Gene Ontology annotation, biological process: proteolysis. Gene Ontology annotation, molecular function: metallocarboxypeptidase activity; zinc ion binding. The record is from RefSeq and is a predicted model, not a curated record.